UACCAUUGGGGUUACUCGUUACUGUUGCAGCAGUCGUUGUCACCGUCGUAGGAGUGAAGUCGCAAAAAACUUACCGCCCACCUUAAAAAAUUUGCUCUUUUCCACUUCAAUUACUUUUUAAUAAAGCUAACGAUUUUCAACUGUUAUUCCAACAAAGUUCUAAAAUGGAGCUCCCUAAUAACGUGACGGCCAUGGCGCAACAGCAACCUUUCAACCCCUGGUCUCUUCCGGAUACCUUCACCAUCUACAACUUCGCUCCGGAAGAGAUCCGCAGCUUCCUCCAUCCUCACUGGCAUAACCAGAAAGCCCCUCAUCCCAUGAUGUAUUACUUUUUUGGAAUCAUCUACUUGGUCAUUGGUACUGUGGCCAUUGGUGGCAACUGGAUGGUAUUGAGAAUCUUGGGAAGCUUUCCGGCACUGAGAACACCGGCCAAUAUGCUCGUGAUGAACCUGGCCGUCUCCGACUUCUUGUUGAUGAUUUCCCUCAUUCCGGAAUGCGUUUACAAUUUCUUUUCGGGUGGGCCUUGGCAAUUUGGUGAUCUUGGCUGCCAGAUUCACGCUUUCUGCGGUGCUAUUUGCGGAUACAGUCAAAUUACCUCUCUGGUUAUCAUCUCCUAUGAUAGGUACAAUGUCAUCGUCAAAGGUUUCAACGGAGCUCCAUUGACAUUUUCCAAAGCAGUGAUGCUCAUCACUUUCACUUGGAUCUGGGCUUUUGGAUGGGCUGUGUGUCCACUAGUAGGAUGGGGCUACUACGCCAUGGACGGAAUGCUGGGCACGUGUUCAUUUGAUGGACUGACCACCGAUAUGAGCAACAAAACCCACAUUCUGGCCUCUACUAUCUUUCUAUUCGUCCUUCCCAUCUUCGUAAUUGUUGGCUGUUACUAUUUCAUCGUCCGUGCUGUCUUCCACCACGAAGAUGAAUUGCGUCAACAAGCCAAAAAGAUGAACGUCACUUCGCUGAGGAGCAACAGUGACCAACAGGCUGUCUCGGCAGAAAUCCGCAUCGCUAAAGUCGCCAUUAUAAACGUCACUCUGUGGAUCAUGGCCUGGAGUCCGUUCGCGGUGGUUUGUAUGCUGGGAACUUGGGGAGACGCGUCUAGAAUCACUCCGCUAGUCUGCGAACUUCCCGUUAUUCUGGCUAAAACUUCUUGCGCUUACAACCCCGUCAUCUACGCUCUUUCACAUCCUAAAUAUCGAGAGUGUUUGAAAGAGCUCUACCCGUGGCUGUGUAUAGUCACCGAAGGCCCGACGAAGACCAGUAAACAUGGAGGCGACAAUCAGUCGACUGGUUCGACCAAAACAGAAGCUUCCUCCGCAACAACUUCAACAUGAGCUUUUUGAAAAAAAAAACAUUCGAAUGUUACGAAAGCACAUCAACUGGACUCACGCUCUUCCUAUUCAUUUUGGCACUGGAAACUGGAAAGAAACAAUCUUUUGAUACAGAAUGUGGCAGAACCUCGCUGCUGCUGGAUGAGACCGUUUCUGAUUUACAUAUCCUCUUUUUAAAAUCCUACCUAUUUCAAUUUCCCAUUAAUCCGUCUUAAUCCAUUUAGUUUACAAUUAAAGUCUGAUUCUCUUGCGUCAUACGUAAAAACGUCCGUAAAAUCGGGGAAUGGUUUAAGAAAGACGCUCAUCUACUUGGCCUUUUAUUGAAUUACUCUGGAUGCGCUCACGAUUCUUUUACAGAUGUAUUGGGUGUGUCGGGUUUUAAAGGGAGGCUUGCAGAGAACUGCGAUGUCGGUUCAGUAAAUUAUAGUUGGAUGAUUUUAACACAAAAAGAAUGUCCCAGAUAAUUUAAAAAAAUUCAUACAGCAAUUUUUUGCAGCACUCUACUAACAAACAACCCUCUAACUAUGUCGGAACUCAACGCGCUUAAAGGGUAAAGCUUGAAGGCUUAAUGUCGUCGUCUUGGUUUCUGACUUUUCUCGUCCACCAGAAACAGCAGAAUUCUUUUUAAAAAUGUAUCUACUUACAGAUUUGGUUUGAAGCUGCAUUAUUGCCAGGCGGGAAUCGGGCUUUUAUAGUAAAUAGGAGACAGAUACCUGUUAAAUAUCAUAAUUAAACUGUAUUAAUAUUACCGCGUUAUGAGUGCACGUAUUAAAUAUCUACCGCAAUAUACAAAGUUAUUGUCUGUAUCUCACAGUUCGUAGAUAAAAAUAUACAACCCAGCAUGCAUCAAAA
Daphnia pulicaria is the source of this 2180-nucleotide messenger RNA. RefSeq names its product compound eye opsin BCRH2-like. The transcript is spliced from 7 exons. Bases 165 to 1331 code for a protein of 388 amino acids. Gene Ontology annotation, molecular function: G protein-coupled receptor activity. The record is from RefSeq and is a predicted model, not a curated record. NCBI's taxonomy places the organism in Eukaryota, Metazoa, Arthropoda, Branchiopoda, Diplostraca, Daphniidae. Gene Ontology annotation, cellular component: membrane. Gene Ontology annotation, biological process: visual perception; G protein-coupled receptor signaling pathway.